Molecule: messenger RNA, 3760 nt
Organism: Microbotryum saponariae
Lineage: Eukaryota; Fungi; Basidiomycota; Microbotryomycetes; Microbotryales; Microbotryaceae
Source: the annotation of a GenBank genome assembly
AUGGCUCGAUACGGCGCGGUCAAGGCGGACCGAGCGCCGCCCGCUCCACCAGCUCCCGCGGCCGUCUUGGCCCUACGAAAGGACGUGCGCAUGGCCGCGAUCUCCCAGUUCAUCAACCUGUUCAAGAAGCACGUCAAUUUGCAGUUCGAGAUCGAGGCAAGUUGUCUUUGCUCCUUGUUCUUGUAGGGAGUGGGGUGCGUCGCCUGGGAUGGUUCCUCGCCGUUUCAGGCUUGAGGCGGCGAGGCGCGUCGACUGGUCUGUUCCGCUGCUGGAGGCAUCGCAGGCUGUGGUCUUGAUGGUCAUUUCAACGAGUUUUUCUGAAUCUUGGAUACUGACUCGAUGCGACGUGAACAGGACCUCGAAUACGACCUCGCGGGUGAGCGGCCGAACUCGGUCGUGCCUACGCUCCUGGGCAAGUUAUGCAACACCUUGGCCAACGACCGCAACACCAAGUCAGUCCCUGCUCACCACUCUUCGCGUUGCUGCUCCAUAUCCGCGCUGUAUGAUGGUGAUGGUGCUGCUGCGCUCGGUCUGGAUCGCCGUAGCUGACUUGACCGACCCUCGUCGUGCACGCUCCUUUCCCCCCCUCCCUCUCGACCGCCCGACCAUUCCCCCUCCUCGUACUUCUCAGCUCCACCAACUGGCUUCCUGCACUCCGCCGAGCCUAUUCGAGGCGGCUCACAAAUCGAGAGGACAACCCAUUCUACCGCUACGAACAAGGCCCCGUCGAGCCCAUCGCUCCAGCCCCCGCCGCCGCCGCCGCCGCCGCCGACCAGCCAACCUCUUCAGCCGACCCAUCUGCCGCUGCAGCUGAAGGCACCCCUCGGACCGAAUCCAUGCAAGUCGAUGCGAUAGGAACCACUGGGUUAGAUCCUGCGCCCGACACUAGCACCGCCGAUACCGCCGCUGCCACUGCCGACGCCAAGUCCGAUCAGGCUGCGAAGGACCCGCUCAGCACCGAGCCUGCGACCGAUCCCACGAACUCGGCAGCGUCUGCGGCCCAGCCCAUCGUUGUCGAUAGAGUCGACCUUUCAGAUACCGAAUCGGCCACUGCUGCUCCCGUUGCUUCGACUUCGGCCCUCCCCGCCGCGACCGAUCCCGACGAUGACCCGAUCCCACUGGGAGCGACGGAGCGACGGGUCGAAGUCGGUUGGGAAGAGGUCGACGUCGAUACGAAAAUCCAAGCCAUUUACAACGUCUGCGAAUGGCACAUGUACGAACCCGAACGCUUCCGUCGGUCGCUCAAGGCCUCCGUCGACGACGACGACACCUCGUGGCGCAUUGAGCCUAUAGGAAAGGACGCCAAGGGGAACAAGUACUACCUGCUCGACCCGUGGAGAAUAUGGAUCCACCGGGCGGUACCCAAGAAGCGCAAACAAAAGGGCGUGAUCCUCGUCGAGGAAUCCGACGACGACGACGAUGACGUGCCCGCGUUCAAGGGUAAGGGCAAACUCAAGGCCAAGGACGUGGGCGUCAGUAAUGGAACGCGCUCGUCGUUGGCGCGUGCGAGCAACGGGCGCAAACAUUCGAGGUCCGUGUCGGCGACCGACCUGGCGUCGGACGAGACGCCGAGCAAGCGCUCGCGACGGAAUCGGACCGAGGAGGUGUGGGAGGAGAUCCCUAAGGAAUUGCUGCAGGAGUGGGGCGUCGACGGCAACGAACUGCUCAACGACGAUCGGACCAAACGAGAAGGAUCUGCGGUCAGUUCGGCGUUGACGAGUCUCGACGACGACGAGGAUGCGACGAGCAAGGCCGGCAAGACCGAGUCGAAGCCGAAUGGUGAGGCCGGGACCGAGACCAAGCGCGCGGUACCGGUCGGCGAGACAAAGUGGGAGGAUGACUUUUGGGUCGAGCGGGAUCAGAUAGACGCGCUGCAAGGUUUCGUCGAAUGGGAAGCGGUGAGUGCCGAUCCUCACAAGUCCCACCGCACCCCUCCUCGACUGGUCUCUAAUCGCGAUCGAACCGACUCGGUGCAGACGUGCCUCACGCUCGACGAUUGGACCGCCUUUGCGGACAAGUUCGCAAAGUCCCAUAAUACCCACGAAAUGGCGCUACAUGAACGUAUCAAUUCGGUCUUGCUGCCCCGAGCGAGGGCGGCGCUGACUGCGAUCGAGAAGGCGAGGCAGCAAGAGUACUUUUCGAUGGUGCGCAAGAGAUCGACGCGGAUCGCAUCGAAAGAGUCCGAAGAGGAGCAACGGCAACGAUUCGCGGCGAUCAAAGAGGCCGAGGAAGCUAAAGCCUCGCGAGCGUCGAGACACAAGGUUCCGGUCACGGAGGAUCCGGAUGCCAUCGAAUCUGCUUACGUGCCAGCUGUUCAACCGCCGCAGGAGACUCGCGAGGAACGACUCAAGAAGCGAGAGGAGGAGAAGCAGGCCAAGGAGCUGGCGCUUGAGCAGGCGCAGAUCGAAGCCGUCGCACAGGCGCAGCGGGCGGCCGAAACCGAGUCGACAAAUGGAGCCAUCGCAGCCGUCGUCGAAAACGCUACGCCCGUACCCGAGGUCAAGAAUGACGCUGCGAGUGCCGAACAGACCGAGAAGGAGCGUAAUGCACGCGUCGAGGCUGAAAACACGGCCGCCGCGGUGUCUGCAGCCGCCGAGUCUGCGGCCGCCGAACAAGCCGCAAAGGACGCCGCCGCGAAAGCCGCCAAACAAGCUGAAGCGGCCAAGAGGAAAAAAGAGAAGAAGGCCGCCAAGGAGAAGCAGCACGCUGCUGCAGCCGCCGAACAAGCGGCGGCGGCGGCGUUGCUCUUCUCUGCUGCUCAACCGGUCUAUUCUGUUGUAGCGGCGGCGGCGGCGGCUCCCCCACUCGAGGCGCAGGACCCGUGGUACUUUGACUGCGAAAUUUGUAAAGUUGCCGGAUGGAACUAUGUGAGUGCACACCGAGUAGUGUAUGGACGCUGGUAGAUGCUGAAUCGCGCGUGAUAUGCGAACAGGACGACGGACACACGGUCAUGUGUUGCGAGCAAUGCGACGAAUGGCAACACGUCGCGUGCCACGUGCAACGCGACCUAUUGAUGAACAAACCCGCUCAACAGUAUGAGGACGAGCGGUUCGCUUUCUACUGCUCAAAGUGCCGUGCCGAUCCUCGACGGAAACCUCGCAAGGUCCCCGCCAAGUCGACCCUCGCGAAAGCUGCUGCUCCGGCCCAGGCGGUCGUCGCUUCUGCUUCGCCGCAGCAAUCACCUCCACUGGUUCCGACACCCAAGACGACGAAUACGAAGUCGACGACGCCAAAAGUCGCAGCGACGAAGCAACAGCACAAGACGCCUGCGACUCCGGCUGCUCGUCCGAACGCAAAGAGUCCGCUGCUGGCCAAGGCGAAUGGGCAUGUUCCUUCUCCGGCGUCGGCCCCUCGACCCGCCCCGGCUCCGAAAGCAGCGGUGGCACCCUCGAAAGCUGCCUCGCAGACCCCGAAAUCUUCAUCGCAACCCCCGAGACCUGCCUCCCAACCUCCAAAGUCGGCGUCGCAACCUCCCAAGCCCGUCGUCGGUUCGGCUUCUCCUGCGACAGCGGUGGCCUCACCGACGGUCGUAGCGUCGCAGCCCGUCGCUGCUCAGCCCGCGGCGUCGCUCCCCGCUGCUGGCCAACCUUCGCUGUCGUACCCGGCGCUCAAGGCUCUGAUCGAGUCGAACCCGGUCCUGAUCAACCAGCUUCCCCCCCAGUACCAGUCGCAUUUCAGUCAGCUGCUCGGGAUCCCUGUGCCUUACCCGGUCGCUGGCGCCGCGUCGUCGCCCAAAGCGUCGACUUCGGGUUCUGGAUAG